Vitis riparia (riverbank grape) is the source of this 861-nucleotide messenger RNA. Its product is annotated as putative leucine-rich repeat receptor-like serine/threonine-protein kinase At2g19230. The record is from RefSeq and is a predicted model, not a curated record. The transcript has 5 exons. The coding region runs from base 1 to 861 and encodes 286 amino acids. NCBI's taxonomy places the organism in Eukaryota, Viridiplantae, Streptophyta, Magnoliopsida, Vitales, Vitaceae.
AUGGACAGUAGACCACCACUGGUUUGGCUCGUCUUUGUCCUGGUCACCAUCAUUUCCUCAGGCAACAACCCAGAAUUGGUUGCCGGAAAACCCCAUCACACUGCCUCAACCUUCCCUCACGACCAUCCUUCUCCCCGGAGACUUGCUGCUGACACCCAAGGGUUCAUAAACAUCGACUGUGGGAUAGCUCCAGGCUCAUAUUAUACUGAUGAUAAAACCCAGAUACCUUAUACUUCUGAUGCAGAUUUCACAGACGGUGGAAUCAAUUAUAAUGUUUCCAGGUCUGAAAAUCCUUCAAAGCAGCUCAUGAAUGUUAGAAGCUUCCCAGAAGGAGCCAGGAAUUGUUACACCCUAGAACCAGAAAAAGGCAAGGGUAAUAAGUAUUUGAUCAGAGCUUUCUUCAUGUAUGGGAACUAUGACUCCAAGAAUCAACUCCCAGUCUUCAAACUUUAUCUGGGUGUUGAUGAAUGGGACACUAUCAACUUCAACGAUUCAUACCAAACUGUAAGGAAGGAAAUCAUACAUGUCCCCAAAACAGAUUACAUCGAUGCGUGUCUAGUCAACAAUGGUUCUCUGCUACUCUUUAACCGAUGGGACUUUGGUUCAGAGCAAGAAAAAUUGCAAGUCAGGUACAAAGAUGAUGCUCUUGACCGCAUUUGGAACUCCUACAACAGUACUUCUUGGGAAUCCAUAACUGCAGGAUUUGAAAGCUAUGCCUACAGUGACAAUCCGUUUAAACUUCCAGGAAUAGUCAUGUCUACUGCUGCAACACCUAAAAAUGAAAGGCAACCAGUCCAGAGUAUUUACCAUCUGGCUGAAUGGCAACUUAUGGAGCGAUCUUGUGGCUCCCAAACGCUUUAG